This is a messenger RNA of Erigeron canadensis, 2238 nucleotides long. RefSeq lists its product as uncharacterized. The record is from RefSeq and is a predicted model, not a curated record. Gene Ontology annotation, molecular function: protein binding. Bases 137 to 1912 code for a protein of 591 amino acids. Gene Ontology annotation, cellular component: cytoplasm. The transcript has 11 exons. Lineage: Eukaryota; Viridiplantae; Streptophyta; Magnoliopsida; Asterales; Asteraceae.
CUGUUACAGCAGCUACAGAUAUACAUAUAUAAAAUCUACAUAUAUAGGUAUAGACUAAGAUAUAUAGAUAUAUACUUGUAUGAUUGUAUCGAUUUAGUGUUUGAUUUGAGAAUAAUCAACAAUAAUAAAUAGAAAAAUGUUAGGAAAGCUAGGGCGAAAAUUAUCGAUGCAGAAAAGUGAUGUGAAAGAUCAUCACCAGUAUCAUCAUCAGCCUUCUCCUUAUAUUGAUGAGCUUGCUUUAGCUUCUAAGGAUAUGCAAGAUAUGAGAAACUGUUAUGAUGGGUUAUUAUCUGCGGCUGCAGCAACGGCAAAUAGUAUAUAUGAAUUUUCGGAGUCACUAAAUGAAAUGGGCAACUGCUUGAUGGAAAAAAACGUUGCAGAUUCUGAUCCUGAAUGUGGAAAAGUGCUAUCAACUUUAGGAAAUAUGCAAUUGGAACUUCAGAAAAUUGCUGAUAGUUAUCGUUCAUAUGUAAUUGUGACGAUUACCAAUCCAUCAGAGUCUCUUCUCAGUGAGCUACGGAAAGUGGAGGAGAUGAAACUUCAAUGCGAUGAAAAAAGAGAGGUGUAUGAAUACAUGAUGGCACAACACAGAGAGAAAGGAAAAUUGAGAAAUGGAAAAGUUGAAAGUUCAAUUGCUCAAAAACUACAAGAAGCUCAAGAGGAAUAUGAUGAAGUGACUAGAUUAUGUGUAUUUCGUGUGAAAUCGCUUAAGGAGGGACAAUGUCGCAGUCUUUUAACACAAGCUGCUCGUCACCACGUUGCUCAGGUGAAUUUCUUUCGCAAAGGACUUAAAGCUCUUGAAGCAGUUGAACCUUUCAUAAGAAAUGUCGCGGAAAAGAAUCAUAUCGAUUACCAACUCAGUGAACUACCUGAUCGAGAGUCCCGUGGAGAUGAACCUAUGAGUGGCUAUGAAAGUACCGAUGAUGGAGAAUUGAGUUUUGAUUACAAACAAAAGAAACAAGGACUCGAUGAUGAUGGGAGCUCACCAAAUCCAAUGGAGUUGGACCAGGUAGAUGUUCUAUAUCGUCAAGCUUCAAAUUUAGAAGAUUUGGAGAUAAAUAUGAAUAAACCCAAAGGGGAACAGCUUAUUGGUAGACAAGCCAGAGUGAGCAGUUAUUCUGCCCCACUAUUUCCUGAAAAGCUUGGUACAUCCGAGAGGCCAAAAGAAACCCAACCCCCACGAAAAUUUUACUCCUAUGUAUUACCUCCCCCCAUUGUGGAUACCCGAAAUCCAGUUUCAAGACCCUCUACAUCCAUUCCGCAUUCCAUUUCAUCUCAAAAUCUACAGCCACCAUUGCCACCUGACCAUGAGAAGCAUUUAAGACGUACCGGUGAUGAUAACACAUCAACAUCUGCUUUGAGCUCAAAGGUCCAGUCAUCAAUAAAAGAUGGUAGCGGUAUUAAUUCGUCCAUACAGUUACCUGCUCCCACUGGAAGAUUUUCCUUCUCACAGCGGGAUAGUUAUAGCAGAAAUGAUAGUAAAGCAGCCAAACGACAAUCUUUUUCUGGCCCAUUACCACCAAGCAAGCAAUUUUCUUUUAAAAUGGUAUCUAAUAAUAGCGGGCCCAUUACCCCUACUGAACUUCCUCAGCCGCCUUCUCGGGGACCAGUUUCCCAGCCAAAUUUGUCAGCGAGUGUGCCCCGCAGUGUUUCUCCACCUCUUAUAUCUUCACCUAAAAUAAGUGAGCUUCACGAGCUUCCUAGGCCCCCUGGUAGUUUACCCUUCUCGAAACCUGUUACUAUUUCUAGUGGUUUGAUUGGACAUUCAGCACCUUUAUUAUCAAAAAAUCAAGAGAUCUCUCCACCGAAUAAACGUCCUAUGUCAACAUCAACCUGUCCAUCUCCUCUUCCACUUCCACCUUCAGUUGCUACAAAAAGCUUUUCCAUACCCUCUGGUAACAAUGAGACAUGAAGAAGCAGCUUCUCGGAGACUUGCAUCAGUUUUUUUUCCAGAUAUCAAGCUGAUAUCAACUGUUACAGAAGUAGCCUCUCAUGUAGGCCCCAUUAAAGGUUGAAGCUGAUUUCUAGACAGGCUUAAGCAUAUUCAUUUAGGUUAUUGCUUCUUUUUGUUUUUGCUCAUCAGUAGAGGCUUGUAAAUACAUUGACGUAGUAGAUGUGCAUAAAACUCCCAAAUAUUAUGGAUUUUGGUCGACAACUUGUUUUGUCUUGUUCACAAGUAGCUGUAUUUUCUAUACCUAAUAUCUAACAGAACAAUCUUCAUUGACAUAUCUUUUGGUA